CACAUCAAAUACCUUCGGUAGCGCAAAGGGUUCGGGAAAAAAAUCAACUCGGUGAAAAAGUGUUGACUAACUGCAGUGAAAAAGACGCGAAGAGUUGAAACUCUAUACAAUAGAUUUGCAAAAAAAUGAAUCCAAAGCGAGCCAAAUACACAACACUGUCUGCAGCUGUUAAGGAGGAGGUAGUUCCAGUUUUGAUACAUGAUCCCAAUGCUCCAGAUGGUGAACAAUACGCUUAUGCUACAUUCGCCACGGCAGAGGAGGCCGAUUCUGCUGUUGAAUCACUAUCGGGCGCACACGAAACAAUUGUUAGUACACAUGAGACUAUUGUUAGCUCGGAAGAAGUGAUUAUUGAUGAGCAUGGACGCGCUGUCACUAUACAACAAUUGGUCGAUAAUCAUUCCGUCGAGGAAGUGGAAGCUGUAGAAGAAGCUGAUGGUACACAUACUAUAUUACAUAUAAUGCCCUCUUCACCAGUGGUCGAAGAAACUGGUACGGAGAGCGGUGGUGAUGGGGAUGCAAGUCUUAGUCCAAACGAUGCUUUUGGUAACCGCAACAAGACAUUCUAUUGCCCGAAUUGUGGAAAUUGCUAUAGUGCUGCUGGUUCAUUAAAGCUACAUAUGCGUGCUUGUAUGAAGCAACGUGAAGAGGUGCCACCUGAGCAGAGACGCUGCGAUAUUUGCAACAAAGUAUUCAAUUCAGUUUCGUAUUUAAAAGAACACAUGAUGCGACAUACAGGCGAGGGCCCCAGACGUUGUAAACGCUGUUAUCGUAAAUUUAUCGACGAGGAUAAAUGGAAAGCGCACAUGGAAGCUCAUAAGCAGCAGGAUAAAUUAGAUGCAGAAGCACAGGCACUAGCUGAGCAACAUGGUGGCAAAAAAAUUGUGGUUAAAGAGUUUACAUGCUCAUUUUGUUCACAGAAUUUUACAGUGGUGUUCGAAGAGGGCCAAGUAAAACGACGUUACGCCUGCGAUGAAUGCCGUGAGAAAUAUUCCAAUGCGGAACAACUUAAGCAACACAAACAAAUGGUGGGUGAGAAACGUGAUUUCCAUUGUGAGCGUUGUGGUCGCAAGUUCGUAUUUGAGGGCUUCUUACAGCGGCAUCUUCCAACAUGUGAUGGCACAAUAAAACGAAGACGCGAUAUGAAAUAGAAAUUCACACCUCGAAUAAGUGGUUAACGAUGGUCUUGUCGAUGCUACACGCGUUUUAAAACUAUCCAUUACCUAGUUUUUCGUACCUUAUAUUAUUUGUAACACUGAAUAUUGUUGAACGGCAUGAGACGUAGACUCAAAACGUAUCUUGAAAAAUAUUUUUCUUUUAAUCUGAUAUAUGUAAAUUUUUGAAUUAAUAAAAAUUUAAUAUUAAAGUAA
Ceratitis capitata (Mediterranean fruit fly) is the source of this 1367-nucleotide messenger RNA. RefSeq names its product zinc finger protein 225. Bases 126 to 1148 code for a protein of 340 amino acids. NCBI's taxonomy places the organism in Eukaryota, Metazoa, Arthropoda, Insecta, Diptera, Tephritidae. The record is from RefSeq and is a predicted model, not a curated record. The transcript has a single exon.